CACAGAAAACAAAAAACACUAAAAGAGCUGCAAGAAGAUGGCUCUUCCUCUCGAGUUCGAAAGCCUCACUGAAGCCAUCUCAGGGAUGGGAGUUGAUGAGAAUGCAUUGAUAAGCACAUUGGGGAAAUCGCAAAAGGAACAUAGAAAAUUGUUUAGGAAAGCAAGCAAAAGUUUCUUUGUUGAAGAUGAGGAAAGAGCUUUUGAGAAAUGCCAUGAUCACUUCGUCAGACACCUCAAGCUUGAGUUCUCUCGCUUCAAUAACGCGGUGGUGAUGUGGGCGAUGCAUCCAUGGGAGAGAGACGCAAGGUUGGUGAAGAAAGCAUUGAAGAAAGGAGAAGAAGCUUACAACCUCAUCGUUGAGGUCUCAUGCACUCGCUCUGCUGAGGAUCUCCUUGGUGCACGCAAAGCUUAUCACUCUCUCUUUGACCAAUCUAUGGAAGAAGACAUUGCCUCUCAUGUCCACGGUCCUCAUCGCAAGUUGCUUGUGGGGCUCGUGAGUGCUUAUCGAUAUGAAGGGAAUAAGGUGAAGGAUGAUUCUGCCAAAUCGGAGGCUAAGAUUCUGGCCGAAGCAGUGGCUUCUUCGGGCGAAGAAGUCGUGGAAAAGGAUGAGGUUGUUAGGAUUUUGACCACAAGAAGCAAACUUCAUCUCCAACAUCUCUACAAACAUUUUAAUGAAAUCAAAGGCUCUGAUUUUCUUGGGGGUGUAUCUCAGUCUUCGCUUCUCAAUGAAGCAUUGCUUUGUUUGCUCAAACCGGCUGUGUAUUUCAGCAAGAUUUUGGAGGCUUCUCUGAACAAAGACGCAGACAAGACUACCAAGAAAUGGUUGACAAGAGUGUUUGUUACAAGAGCAGAUCAUAGUGAUGAGAUGAAUGAGAUCAAAGAAGAGUUCAAUAACCUUUAUGGUGAGACUUUGGCUCAAAGAAUCCAAGAGAAGAUUAAAGGGAACUACAGAGAUUUCUUGCUCACACUGCUCUCCAAAUCCGAUUGAUUUCGUGUUGAGAAAACUAUUACCAAAACUUUUGGUUAUUGAAGAUUUAUCAUUUCCCUUUUAUGGUUUUAUUUAUGUUUCUAAUUCCAAAAUUUGUGUUUUCUAUACCAUUUGGUAAUAAAGAGUUGUGUCAUUG
Messenger RNA from Arabidopsis arenosa, 1124 nucleotides. NCBI's taxonomy places the organism in Eukaryota, Viridiplantae, Streptophyta, Magnoliopsida, Brassicales, Brassicaceae. The record is from the annotation of a GenBank genome assembly.